AUGAACAAAAAACUAUUCACUCCCGUUAUUAAAAAAACACUAUGGUUUGUGAAGUUAACUCCAAAAAAAAUCCCUUUGUCUUACACCCCUGAUGUCUGUCUGUUUCUUCGUUACGUCACCGAUACUGAUACUCUGACCCAUAGAGCGACAGCUUAUCGGUUUGAGAUUCUGGUCGAGUUAAUUCUCAUGGGUAAUGUAUUUGUAAAGAAACCGAAGAUCACUGAAGUUGAUCGAGCAAUUCUUUCUCUGAAAACCCAGAGGCGUAAGCUUGCCCAAUAUCAGCAACAGCUUGAGAAAGUGAUUGAAGCUGAAAAACAAGCAGCAAAAGAUUUACUCCGUGAAAAGAAGAAAGAAAGAGCUUUGUUAGCCUUAAGGAAGAAGAAAGUACAAGAAGAUUUACUCAAACAAGUGGAUACAUGGCUUAUAAAUGUUGAACAACAAUUGGCAGAUAUUGAACUAGCAAGCAAGCAGAAGGCAGUUUUUGAGAGUUUAAAAGCAGGAAAUAACGCAAUGAAAGCAAUCCAAGGUGAAAUUAAUUUAGAUGAUGUUCAAAAACUCAUGGAUGAUACAGCUGAAGCCAAAGCAUACCAAGAUGAAAUUAAUGCGAUUUUGGGAGAGAAGUUGUCAGCUGAGGAUGAAGAGGAUAUUUUAGCUGAGUUUGAUAACUUGGAAGCUCAGAUGACAAUUCAAGAUUUGCCAGAAGCUCCUGUUGCUGAGUCAUCUUCUACAAAAGAUGAAGAUGAGUUGGAUCUACCUGAUGUUCCUACAAAAGCACCUGAGAUUGUUGCUGAUAAAUCUCAACCUGCAAAAACAAAAGUUAUGGAGGAGCCUCUAGCGGCAUGAGGCGUUGACCACAAGAAUAUUUGGUCAAAUGUGAUGAUAUUUUGAUGCUGUUUAUCUAUACAUUCUUUUUAUUUGAAAUUUAAAUGGAUGCAAGGAUUAGUUGCAAUUCUGUCUUGAAGUAAAUUGUACAGUUUUAUGUGUUUAUAUGAAGCUAAAAAGUGAUAUAUUAUUAUUCAUAAAAUAUUAAACAACUGAUUUUACAUUUGUAAUAAUGAAGAAAUAAAGGAAUUUGUGUACUCG
Lactuca saligna is the source of this 1083-nucleotide messenger RNA. The record is from the annotation of a GenBank genome assembly. NCBI's taxonomy places the organism in Eukaryota, Viridiplantae, Streptophyta, Magnoliopsida, Asterales, Asteraceae.